Messenger RNA from Uloborus diversus, 1642 nucleotides. RefSeq lists its product as uncharacterized. Gene Ontology annotation, molecular function: oxidoreductase activity. Bases 150 to 1247 code for a protein of 365 amino acids. The record is from RefSeq and is a predicted model, not a curated record. Lineage: Eukaryota; Metazoa; Arthropoda; Arachnida; Araneae; Uloboridae. The transcript has 3 exons.
CCGAACGCUCUGACGUGCAUGACGUAAUUGCUUUCAGAAAGAACGCCGUUUUCCGUUUGCUAAGAUGUCGGAUGUGUUACCGACUAUCGAAGUAAUCAUGCGUCGAAUUAGCUAAUCCAGCAUUCAUAGAAGGAGACGGGCCCUCCACCAUGUGCCCCAUCGGAGAAUCCGAACUGAGCCCCUCCCCUCGCAGCCGAUUAGCCGAGCUGAGGGAGGGGGCGUGGGAGGCAGGUGACAGUGGGAGCCCUCCCGAUGUUCCUCCGCCCUGGCUGGACAGGCAGAUGUUCGAUCGAGCUAGACAUCUCUUCAAGAUGUAUUUCUUCAGCAUUUUCUUCAGUCAUCUUUCUGGACUCAUGCUGAUAGUGCAUUUGCCGAGCAUGACAGACACACUCUUAUCAACUGGACAUUCUUCUUCCGUGGUGUCUCUGUUUCGCCGCUAUCUCAGCACUUUGAUACACAUCCGGCACUGGUACGAAGGAGACAUUUGGGAUGUUGAUGAUCCCGCCCAUCAAAGCAUCACCCAUGUCAGAGCAAUGCACCGGAGAGUUGCCGAUCGCCUCAACGAUGGCAACCAAUCGGAAUCUCAACCCGAGGCCACGCCUGAAAAUGAUAGUCCCCGCCCCAUACUUUCCGUCAUUGAUAAGCCACGCCCAAACACACCCAAAAACAGCGUACUUAAGGACAGAGUGGCCAUUUCACAGUACGACAUGGCCUUGACGCAGUUUGCCUUCGUAGGACUCGUGAUCAUGAACCCAAAACACGUCGGACUACCUCUCAAUCGAGACGACUUGAAAUGCCUGGUCCACUUCUGGCGUGCUAUUGGUUAUAUGCUCGGAGUAGAGGACAGGUACAACCUUUGUAACGAAGGACUGGACGAAGCCAUAAACACUUGCAAGGACAUCCUGGAAUGUGAUCUUAAACCUUCCUUAUCGAAUACUUCCAAGGAUUCUUCCGUUAUGAGCAAGGGAAUAAUCCAAGCCAUGAAUUCGUUCAUCAUCUUCCUCAGUUGGGAAGCCAUGGCGCGUUUCUGGUACGAGAAGUUCAACCUCAAGGUUGGUUUUCCCAUGGGUGCCUACGAAAAGGUAGGCUACUGGCUCAUGAGAUUUACUUUCGGGUGGUUGCUGCGGUGGCAGUUGUUUCAUUCUUUCUUCAACUUUUUGUUGAGGAUCGCCGUGCGACAAGCUCUAAAUCGAAAAGAGUAUUUUGAAGGAUGGUUAAUACGUCGCUAUAAGCUGGACAACAUGUGAGUAGUUCGACGUCAGUUACAUCCGGGCCCGGAUCUGCGUACCCGCAGUGCGGUGGGGGGGGGGGGGGUGGCGAAGUCCUUAAGAGAACCCAACUACCUAAAAAUUUUUAAAAAAUUGGCACUUAGACUUAUUAACGUUACAAAUAUACCCUGAUGGACUCUGUGUCCAACGAUUGGGGACCUACAGAUUUUGUUGCAGGGGGGCCCAAAAUUUAUAGAUCCGGGCCUGGUUACAUCGUAUGUGAAUUCAUCGCAACAUUGAUUCUACAUAACAAAUUCAUCCUAUUUCAUUUCAUUGCUAUACAAAUUCAACGUAUUUUGUGUGUUAACAACAUUUUUAAAAAAAUGUAUGUAUAUAUCUAUAUAUAUAUUUGUACUUUUAAAGAUACUAUUAAA